AUGGGUCGGCGAAAGAUCGAGAUGAAGAUGGUGAAGGACAGCAGCUCCAGGCAGGUCACCUUCUCGAAGCGCCGGACCGGCCUUUUUAAGAAAGGAAACGAGCUUGCUACGUUGUGCGGCGCGGAAGUUGCCAUGGUAGUCUUCUCCCCGGGAGGCAAGCCAUUCUCAUUCGGCCACCCAAGCGUUGACUCAGUUGCAAACAGGUUUCAAAAUCAGGACCUAGAACCAAAUAACGGUAAUGUCGGUGGUUCUUCAAAGGAUGCGAAGGUGGAUAAGCUUAAUCGGCAACUUAUUGGCCUGAUUAAGCAGCUCCAAGCGGAAAAGAAGAGGGGAGAGAUGCUGGAGAAGGCAAUGAAAGCAAAAGGGCAACCCAAAUGUAAAGCACAGAUCAAUGAGCUCAGCCUUCAUGAGCUUGAAAAGUUGAAGGGAUCACUUGAGGAGCUCCGUGGAAAUCUAAAAGCACGAGUCAGUGAGAUGGAGGCAUCAUCUUCGUUGCUUCUCCUGGCAAAGAAACCUACCCGAGAAGAUGACAAGCAAGUUACUAAAAAAGGUUGA
Corylus avellana is the source of this 555-nucleotide messenger RNA. RefSeq names its product agamous-like MADS-box protein AGL29. Lineage: Eukaryota; Viridiplantae; Streptophyta; Magnoliopsida; Fagales; Betulaceae. Gene Ontology annotation, molecular function: protein dimerization activity; RNA polymerase II cis-regulatory region sequence-specific DNA binding; DNA-binding transcription factor activity, RNA polymerase II-specific. Gene Ontology annotation, biological process: positive regulation of transcription by RNA polymerase II. The record is from RefSeq and is a predicted model, not a curated record.